Cuscuta europaea is the source of this 2330-nucleotide messenger RNA. NCBI's taxonomy places the organism in Eukaryota, Viridiplantae, Streptophyta, Magnoliopsida, Solanales, Convolvulaceae. The record is from the annotation of a GenBank genome assembly.
AUAGAACUUACCUUUCCUAACUCUCCGCUACCAAAAGUUACCGUUGCGUCCCGCAGAGGCUUGACCCGAUUAUUAUAAACUGUUCUCUCUAACCCACCAAUCAUAUUGCAGCCGCUGCUCCACCACGCCCACCGGUUUCUUCUCAAAUUACCCUCCAUCAUACCCAAAAAUUUUCUUCGUCUUCCUAAACCGUUGGAUUUUUUUUUUUUAAUUUCAAAUUAAACGUAUAAACUCCCCGAUCUCCUCGCUUCCCCUUUCCCGAAUUAGGGUUUCUGUAGAUCCUCCGCCUGUUUUAAUGUUUCACCUAACAAAAUUGUAUUUUGAUAUUUAUUCACGGGCAAUGAUCCAGCGCCGUUCUUCUUUUGGAUUAGUCAAGUUCAGUCAUCGUUGGAUUAACUUAAGUUAGGGUUUUGUAUUGUGUAGAACGGACCUCAGUUUUGGUAGCUUCCUAGUUGUAUUAUCUGUAAAUAGCCGUUAGAUUGAACUCCUUUGUUGUAUCAUUUAAGAUAUAUACUAUAAUUUACUGGAAAUAAUCAGAAAAUGAAGCACCAGAAGAAGAAAAAGAAGGGAUCUAGAGCUCCUAAGGAAUGCGAGGUUAGCAAUUUCGGAGAUUCUCCAUCAGAUGGUGAGAUCAUGUGGAGGAGAUUGUUGGAGCCAUUCGCCUCUGUUUCGAUUGAAGAAGCUGCAUCAGCUUACAGGGAAGCUAAUGGUGACCUUAACAGGGCUGCCGAGAUUCUCGGGAAUUUAGGGGAAACUGAGGAGGAUCAAAGCACGACCUCAUCGAUCUCGAGCUGGUAUGCGAGUUCGAGUUCAUCCGAGCUGUCUGGAGAGGACCAUUGUGCUCAAUACAGGGUGUUGCAGAAGAGUAAGAUGAAGAAGGUCGUAGCUUCUGCUGGGACAGUUUCCACCGUGUCGGGGAAGGACUAUGUGAGCUCUCUGCCAAAGAAGCAAUUGUCUGGACAGAAGAAGUUUAGUUCGGAAAGCUACAGCAAGGAAGAAUCUGAGCAGUUUCUAUGCUCAAUGCUGGGAGAUGAUUGCCAUUUGAGUUUAGCUGUGGUCAAAGACGUGCUCUGUCAGUGUGGAUAUGAUUUUUAUAAGGCUCUGAACAUUUUGCUUGAAUUAUCAUCAUCAUCAUCAGUUGACCAAUCUGGUAAGAGAGAAGUGGCUUUGUUACCUCCUGAAUCAAAUGAUAAUCUGACCGACAUAAUUUUAUGUUCUUCUUACUCAUCUAGAAGCAACAUUCAAGAACAAAUGUUGUAUACUGGAAGUCCAUCCAGGGAUCAACAUAAAUUUGUGCAUGAGAUCGAGCGUUCUUCACCACCCCAGGGAAAUUCAGAGUCACAAGUCUCAAAGGACGUUCUGAAAUCCUUGUUUAAUGUGCCCACCCUAAAGACGGUUGAACAUGUACCGGGUACUGUAAAAUGGAGAGAUGUGGUGACAAAAAUGUCAUCCUUGGGGCUCAACUCUGAACCUCCCCCUGCUAGCAGUGUUAUACACGUUCAUAACUAUGCUUCUAAAGGAGAGGACUACCAGAUUUUCAGAGAAGCUUCAACGCGACACUGGGAAUCAAUGAAGUCAUACUAUCAAAAGGCUGCAUCAGCUUUUUCAAAUGGUGAACGGCAAUAUGCUGCUUAUCUUGCUGAUCAGGGCAGGACACAAAACAAGAAGGCUCUUGAGGCUGAGGAAAAGGCCAGUCAGAAUAUUUUUGAAGCCAGAAAUAAGAGCAUAGAGAAUGUGAUUACCAUUGACUUGCAUGGGCAGCAUGUUAAACAAGCAAUGAGGCUCUUGAAGCUUCACCUUCUGUUUGGUGCAUAUGGACGCUCUGUGCGGUCAUUCAGGGUAAUCACCGGAUGCGGGGGGCAAGGCCUUGGGAAGUCUAAGCUCAAACUCGCGGUGUUGAAUUUAUUAGAUAAUGAAGGGAUUGAAUGGAGUGAGGAGAAUAGGGGAACAUUGCUUAUCAAACUUCGAGGACAAACAAAUUUAAGCUUCCUGGAUACUCCUGAUAGCGAUGACGAGUGAAUUUCGGAAUAUCUCACUUUAACACCUCGGAGGGACUGGGAGUAAAAUUAAUAGCUCAACCUCAUGUUUGCUAGCUAGACGUAUCUCUUCUAUUGUAAUCCAGAGAGUAUAAAUCUAGUUAGGCUUAGGUUGUGGCAUGAUGCUACUCUGACAUCUUCUUGCCAUUAGUCUUCACUCUUCUCCCAUUUACUUUAUAUAAAUAUUCACAUUCUUUUAAAUAUCCCGUAUGUAUGUAACAAUGUUAUGACAGAGUUAACAAUGAAAGCAGUUGUGGGAUUUUCUGUAUAUUUACUCUAUAAUUGAUGGAUGCA